UUGGCAAAGCUUUGAGACGCUGAUUUGAUGCCCCAUGUUGCAACAUCGCCAGCAUCGAAAUGAAUAAAUUAUACGAAAGUGAAAUCAAUUUGCAUUAGGGCCGCCGACUAGCGAAUGGCCCCCACUAGCACCCCAAGACGAGCGUGUGGAGGAGGAGGACGACUCCGGCAGUACUCUGGCAAGCAGUGUGGCAUGUGAGGGGGGGCGCUGACAAAUUACAUUAUAGUGUCAGGCGAAGGCGAGUGACAUCAGGCCAUCAGACCUUUGGCCCCGACGCAUGUGUGAACGUGGACGUGGAUCUGGAGACUGGAGACCGGGCGCCUCACCUGCCUGCCGCCGCCUGACAGUUGCCGACGGGACCAGGGACGGCACUGUCACGUCUUAGGUUACGCUGCCCUGCUCCCUCCCCACCAUCAAGGUGGUGACCUGUGACCUAGCCCCGGGGGCUAGUUUUUGACAGCUUUGACAGGAUUUGUCCGUCAGCCCGCAGAAGUAUGCUACGCAGCUGCGUGUGCCUCGGAUCCGAUGAGGACGGCAAGCGGCGCGGCUCCUCCGUGGAAGACGCCUCGUCGUGCCGCUCAUCGGAAAUAGAGCGCGUGGGUGCCAGCAUGCAGACGCUGGGUCCGAGUGGCCAGCCCCAGUCGGUGGCCGCCCAGACGACCACACGGGCCUCCAGUCUGCUGCAGCUGUUCCACAGGAAAGGUUGGUGCAAGCACUUUCGCAAGCCUCUGCGGGGAAUGAGCGCCUCCCGUGCCGAAAAAACGAUUCACAUGGAUCCGAGCCAAAAAGACGACGACACCCUGCGUCAAAGGGAAGGAACACCACCAAAGAGGGCCUCCAUAGUUUGUUGGGCCGUUGCUAUCAGAGCGGCAAUAUUUAUCCAAAAAUGGUAUCGCAGGCAUCAGGCACGUCGCGAAAUGGAGAGGCGCUGCAAUUGGCAGAUAUUCCAGAAUCUAGAGUACGCAAGCGAACAGGACCAGGCUGAGCUGUACAAAUUCUUCAAUGACCUCAUCAAACAUAUGCCCCAGGCGGCGGGCAGGAAAAACCAACACCAUGGCGAGUCCAUUAUUUCCCUACUGGACGAAAAGGACGACAUCGUGGAUGAGCUAGGGGAUACUGUGAAUGCCAAAAUAGAGUUGCCAAUUCGUAAGAAUCACAUCGAUCUCCUGAUUGACGUCUUCCGCAAGAAACGGGGCAACCGAUUGCAUCCGAAAUAUGUGGCGCUAAUCCUGCGCGAGGGCGCCAAGUCGCUCAAGCAGUUGCCAAACAUCUCGAUGGUGUCCACCGCAGUGUCGCAGCAGGUCACUGUCUGUGGCGAUCUGCACGGAAAACUCGACGAUCUGCUUGUGGUGCUGCACAAGAACGGUCUGCCUUCAUCUUCCAAUCCAUAUGUCUUCAAUGGCGACUUUGUGGACAGGGGAAAGCGGGGACUGGAGGUGCUGCUGUUGCUGCUGUCCCUGUAUCUGGCAUUUCCCCAGGCGGUUUUCCUGAACCGCGGCAACCACGAAGACAGCGUCAUGAAUGCCCGCUAUGGAUUCAUUCGCGAGGUGGAGGGCAAGUACCCCCGGAACCACAAGCGACUGCUGUUGAUCAUCGACGAGGUCUACCGAUGGCUUCCCCUGGGCUCCGUUCUCAACAGCCGAGUGCUGAUCGUCCACGGUGGCAUCUCCGACAACACCAGCUUGGACCUCAUCAAGAGCAUUGACAGGGGCAAGUACGUGUCCAUUCUGCGACCACCACUCACAGAUGGCGAGCCUCUGGAUAAAACCGAAUGGCAACAGAUCUUCGAUAUCAUGUGGAGCGACCCCCAGGCCGUGAUGGGAUGCGUCCCGAACACCCUGCGUGGUGCGGGCGUUUGGUUUGGCCCAGACGUCACUGAGGGUUUCCUGCAGCGCCAUCGGCUCAGCUAUGUCAUACGCUCCCACGAAUGCAAGCCGAACGGGCACGAGUUCAUGCACGACAACAAGGUAAUCACGAUCUUUUCGGCAUCCAACUACUAUGCGAUUGGCUCCAAUAAAGGAGCCUACAUACGACUCAACAACCAGCUGAUGCCGCACUUUGUGCAGUACAUAUCGGCGGCCUCGCAGUCGAAGCGGCUGUCCUUCAAGCAGCGCAUGGGCAUGGUGGAGAGCUCUGCUCUGAAGGAGCUCGCCGUGAAGAUGCGCGAGCAUCGCGACGAGCUGGAGGAUGAGUUCAGGAAGUUCGAUCCGGACGAUACCGGAUGCAUAACCAUUACGAACUGGUGCUAUGUGAUGGAGAAGGUCACAAAGCUGGGACUGCCCUGGCGUCUCCUACGCGAUAAGCUGGCUCCCGGCACCGACAGCCACAUGGUGAACUAUAACACCACCUUGGAUCUGCUGGACACGGACGUGAUCCUGGAGGCCGAGGCAGAUGGAACCUCAGUCAUGGACGCCUUGUAUGCGAACAAAGCCAGUUUGGUGGCCAUCUUCAACAUCAUCGAUGCUGACAAUUCUGGUGAGAUAACUCUGGACGAAUUCGAGACAGCGAUUGAUUUGUUAACGGCACACAUGCCGGGCGCCUACUCCAAGGAGGAGAUGCUGGAGAAGUGUCGCAUGAUGGAUCUGAAUGGGGACGGCAAGGUGGAUCUGAACGAGUUCCUGGAGGCCUUCAGGCUGAGCGAUGUGCAAAGGAAGCAGCAACAGGACGAGAACAUACGUAGGCGUUCGGAAGUCAGGUCCACCACCAAACCCUCGGACCCCGUGACCGAGCUGGCGGAGCGAAUACACCGGAAUACGGUCAUUGUGGAGCAAGAUAUAGACCCAUCGGACUGCGAGGCAAAAGUAAUCAAACCCGAUAAGGCAUAAAGGCUCCACCGUUACUCACAGGCCGCCGUGACUCAUGGAAGGCCAGACAUAAUCUGUUUAUAUAAACAUGAAAUACCAGGAAAAUUGUUUGUCAUAUACGAAUUAUACUCGUACAGUUCUCCACAGCACUUCUGACGAUCAUUUGGGUGUGUGUGUCUUUUUUUAUCGGUUUUCGCGGAGCAUUUAUAGUAUUUGCGCAAUAUUAAAACAUCUGACAUAAAUUAUACGAGUAUAUGUAGCUAAAUGCAUGUGAAUAUAUUUAUAAAUGAUGAACUAUUAGAUCUCUGCGAAAGCAAAAACUACGGACAGCAAAGUCAUGACACAUUUUGGCUCGUCUGCCGGCCAUUCCCGAAUGCUUUUGAUUUAUAGAACAAUUAUAGAACAUCGUAUAAUACCCGUAUAAACAACCCGUAAUAGUCGUAUUGUGCACUCUAUAGCUUGUGCUUUCUUCAAGUAUAGCCAAAUAUCGUGCACAUUUGUUAUAGCUACAGUACAAGCGUAUAAAUAUAAUAAAAACUAAAGAUAUUUAAUAUUUAUAACGCUUACAACCUAAGCCAAUGGGAUCAAAAUGAAUUUUAUAUUUAAUACAACAAAUACUGCUAGUACCAGAAUUUUGUAAUAAAACCAACGUUUAAACGUUGAUGUUAAAGACAUACAUAUACUAUUCCUAUCUAUAAUUAUAACUACUAUUAAACCCAAGCCAAUUAAACAUUAUACUACUCCAAAUAAAUCUUCAUAAAGCCGCACAAUUUUUAAUGAAAUGAAUGGCCAGAAAUUACAGAAAUUGUAGCAGAAAGAAAUGCCUUCCUAUGGUAACUUUUUUAUGGAUUAAGAAUAAUUUUACAUUUUAUCUGAGAAAAUUAUUUUAGGAAAUUUCUGUGCACGGCUUUUAGGAUUCUAUUAAAUAUUAUUUAAGUUUGUCUAAGAAUCUGUAGAAAAUUUAAAUUAAAUGUAAUCCUUAAAGCAUAGAUAACCUAGGGCUUGGGGAGAUUUAAAUUAUGUACCAAUUAUUUUCAAUUCUAAUUUUCAAGCUGGCUCUAUUAUCCUUCCUUAAAGUACUUCAAGCAAGCACAGGGUUUUCAUGAUUGCAGCUAAGCCUCCUGUGGAAAUGUUUUCUGAUACUUUUACCCUCAAAAACGUUACAGAUAUUAGUUUGAAAUUUAAGAGAGCAUAAAUAUAUAAGUAUGUACUAGUAGUAUUCCCAAAGCCGAUCUGCUAUCAAAAUAUAUGCCAUUUGAGACCAAAAUCAUAUCACUUUGUGCAGUUUUUGUUAGACUAUCCCGUACGUACGUAUGUCCAGCAUAAGAUAAGGUUAGAUUAGAAUCCCGAAACUCACAUUGCCGUGGGCAGAAAUGAAACGACGAUUGUAAUACAUUUAUACAUUUUUACACAAUAUAUUUAUACUGAAAUUUCUUUGGAAUAUCUUGGAACGUUGAAUGUUGCAUGUACAAUGUAUAAAUAUAUGCAAAGCAAUUAAUUACAAUGUAAUGAUGUUGAUAUUGAAAAGACGUAACCCAUACAACAAACGAGUAUGUAGCCAUUUGUGGCCCUCUUCAAUUGAGAUUCUGAAAACAGGUUUUACUUAACAUUCGUAACAGUAUCAAUUGGCCGUCAAAUUCCCCAACUAAACGCAAUGAAAACUUUUAAAACUAGCAAUCCAUUGAUGUUGUGCUAAGUAUUUACUUACUCGUAGUUUAAGUCGUUUGUUUGCAGGGAGUUUGCUCUCCUUUGCUAAGAAUAUACUCACACGAUCGGAAUGGAAUCGAGUACCUAUGAUAGAACUACAACCAAAACGCUUCUCAACAGGCACCGGUAGGACCAAACAAUGUCAUCGUCAAUCGUUGACACACAAAUAACAUUACGCUACGCUAUGGCUAGUUAUCAAUGAACAUUUUACAUACAAAUUACAUACACACUACAUAAAUAUGUUAUUUAAUAUAAGCAUAAGAUACUCGCACCUCUCUCUAUCUCUCUCUCCAAUUUGUAUCUUCAGCGACAUUUAUUAUUCGAUAGUGAAAAUAUUUUCCUGAAAAUAAACUUUAUUAAUUCAUUGCA
Drosophila obscura is the source of this 4880-nucleotide messenger RNA. RefSeq names its product serine/threonine-protein phosphatase rdgC (gene rdgC). Gene Ontology annotation, molecular function: protein binding; iron ion binding; manganese ion binding. NCBI's taxonomy places the organism in Eukaryota, Metazoa, Arthropoda, Insecta, Diptera, Drosophilidae. The transcript is spliced from 13 exons. Gene Ontology annotation, biological process: detection of stimulus involved in sensory perception. Gene Ontology annotation, cellular component: cytosol; nucleus. The coding region runs from base 495 to 2825 and encodes 776 amino acids. The record is from RefSeq and is a predicted model, not a curated record.